Neurospora tetraspora is the source of this 1823-nucleotide messenger RNA. RefSeq lists its product as uncharacterized. The transcript has a single exon. NCBI's taxonomy places the organism in Eukaryota, Fungi, Ascomycota, Sordariomycetes, Sordariales, Sordariaceae. Bases 377 to 1621 code for a protein of 414 amino acids. The record is from RefSeq and is a predicted model, not a curated record.
AUUUAAUACACAUAACUUGGAACUUUAGUCUUCAGAAAUUAACUAUCUACAUAGUUUGGACUCAUGGUGGAUCCAACAGGAAAUCGAGCAAAAAGCCCGUGUAAAUGCCUCGAACUAACCAUAUGCAGUUGAGAUUGUUGCUGCGCCACUCACUGCUGCCUUCGCUGUCAAAGAAGCUGACCAUUCAUCUUCUCUCAUUCUUCAACAACCUCAACUUCAAUACUUUAUAUCACCAGUUGAUCACCCACUCACUCCCCCCUCCUUCCUUCACCUCUAUCCUUCUACUUUUCUUCCUACUGACAGUCUUAUACCAGUUGACAACUAUCUUACCUAUACACUUUUCUUCAUACCGCAGACUCGAUACAAGAUUGUCAUCAUGGGGAAACCCUCACCACCUAUCGGCUUCAGUAAUGAUGCCAUCUCCCUGCACACUCAACCCGGUGAACACUCACACGCCGUUCCACUUGAUGGGACUUUGGAUACCGAUGCCCCAGAGCUGAACAUUGACGACCUCCCGCCCCUCUACGAUGAAAUCAUUGCCCCGGGAAGCAGUAGUAGUGCUCCUCUUCUCCCCUCUGGCGUGCCGCCCUAUAUCAGCCACCCAAACAAUAUCCUUCCCCCCGGAGACUGGGCGAAGAACUACAAAAGAGACGAGCCCACCGGCACCGAACUCUACCUCGACCCGCGCCUGGACAGUGACCCCAAGUUCCUCCAGAAACACAUCGAACUAUGGGCCAAACAGCCACUCCGGCCCUUCGUCCGCAUCCACGGCACGCACAAGCGCCGCAAGGACAUAACCGACCCUCAAAACGGGCGUCGUAAGAACGACUCGGAAGAAGUUACGGACUUCGACCUUCACGUCGAGCUGACACCCUACCUCUACUCGGACGUUGUCUCACAAACCUCGCUCAUGCAGCUGCGCACCGCCGAAAACGACGAGAAAGUCCGUCGCGGCACCGUCCUCCGCAAGCGCGCGCCGGGGGCUAGUCGCCAUAUCGAGGUCGGCUUAGCCGAGAAGCCGACGCUGGCCGAGUGGUGCCACCGGUACUGCGCCAGCCACGCCGGACUGAAAUGCUUGACGCUGGAGCGGCGCGUGGUCGGGUUCGACGACAAGAAGAUCGUGCAGAAGCUGACGGACCUGGUGCGCGCGACCAACUACCGCGGCAGUCUGGAGAUCAGUUUUCCCAAGAAGGACGAGUACGUGCAUGUGUACAACGAUUGCAAGACCAACAAGUGGCGGACGACGUGGUGGAUUAUUUGGCUGUGCAUGUUCAGCCUCAUGUUCAUCUUUACGUGGCCGUACUUGUUUUUGCGCACCAAGAGGUUCGAGACCGUGUUUGCGGACUGGCACUUUUCGGUCAUGGGCGCGGAUGGGCAAAGGAAGUAUGCCAGUAUCAGCGAGGACCAGUGGUAUAAUAUGUGGGGACGGGCGAUCAAUCGCGCGGUGAUGGAGAAGAGGCAGUGCACACUGGAUCAGCAGGACUUGCUGAACAGCCAGGAGGGCCAGCAGGAGACUUUUGGUCAUCCGGUGGUGGAUGGGGCGGCGAGCUUCGUCAGGGCGGGUGUCAAUGCCAUGAAUGCGGUGAACCGCUCGCUGGGUUGGGGGUAUGAUGACUUUUGAGGUGUCGUAGAUGGGAGAAGUAAUUCGGUGUGCUGGAAUUGUUUCCUAGACCUUCAUUUGCUCUUGCCAUGCUCCAUGACUGAGAAGAACUGGCCAAUAUUAUCUGGUGGCGGCAUCAAAUGUUCAUAACGACAGAAUAACGUAUUUUAUAUCAUACCUACAUCUAGAUUAUCCCACGGUUUUAUCAACGUUAAAUAUUCAU